Molecule: messenger RNA, 7047 nt
Organism: Effrenium voratum
Lineage: Eukaryota; Dinophyceae; Suessiales; Symbiodiniaceae
Source: the annotation of a GenBank genome assembly
AUGGGCUACUUGGCGGAUUUGAAGAUCCCCCGCUGGGUGGUCACCGGCGCGGCCGGCGCGUUGGGCGUUUUGGGCGUGGGGCUGUGGCUGGCUCGGAAAAGGCGCCGGGUGGCGGAGGUGCGGGUACAGGAGCUCCACGUGUACCCGGUGAAGGGAUGCAAGGGGCACAGCCUCAAGAAGGUGAGAGUGACAAGCUGGGGCCUGGAAAACGACAGAGUCUACAUGAUUGUGAAUGACAAGGGGGUGUUUGUCUCCCAGCGGGAGCUCCCGCACAUGGUGCUCAUCCACCCGGACAUGCCCACGGAGCGGGGCAUCAUUCUGCGGGCGGAGGGCUUCGAGCCCUGUGAGGUGAAGCUCGACGCGAGCUCGGCGCCGCAGCAGGUCCAGGUCUGGGAUGACGUGGUGCCGGCCAUCGACCAGGGCCCCGGCGCCGCGGAGUGGCUCUGCCGGGUGCUGCGCAGCCAGAAGCUGCGCUUCGUCAGGAUCGCCAGCACUGCCAAGCGCGCCACAGAUCCCAAGUACGGCCCAGUCGGCGAGACCGCCUUCUCCGACGGCUUCCCUAUCCUCGUCACCUCCAGCGCCUCCAUGGACCUGGUCAAAAGGAAGGUUCUCAGCGCGGGCGGCCCCGCGGUUGGCAUCGACCGCUUCCGGCCCAAUCUGCAUGUCUCGGGCUGCGGGCCCUUCGAGGAGGACGAGAUGCGGGCGCUGGUGCUGGGCGGCUCCGUGAGGCUGCCUUUAGUGAAGCCCUGCUCCCGCUGCACCGUGCCCGGGGUGGACCCGGCCUCGGGCGUGCGCUCUGUGGCCACCGGGGGCGUGCUGACGAAGGUCAUGCGCCAGCACCGCGCGGGGGGCGCGCUGGCGCGGUCCGCGCAGCUCCACAAGGCCUUCUUCAGUGAGGCCAAGCGUGCGGAGGAGGUCUUCUUCGGGCAGAACGCCCAGGUGGUCUUCGAAGGCGCGGGGCGGUGCUAUGUGUCCGUGGGGGACUUUGUGCGGGUGCAGUGGAGCUGCUCGGCGUGGAAGUGGACUUCACGAGAAGACCUUUGCGCCAGCUGGCGAGGGGGCAGCUUGCAGUUUGAGGGCGUCUUAAGAGGCCUCGCCACGGGCUGCAGUGGGGCGGAGGCCCCCCACUUUGCGCUGCAGCAGCUGGUGGGCGAGGGAGGCUUCGAGCAGCUCUGGGGCUCGGAGAUCAACGAGAACCCCCGGCGCUUCAUCUUGAAGAACUGCGCCUGCCGGCACUUGUUCGAGGAUGUGUGCUACAUCAUGGAAGGGGGCGGCCGCUGCGCGCGCCACGGCGGACACUGCUCCGUGCCCAGCGGGGAGGUGGACAUCUUCGUGGGGGGCUUCCCCUGCACACCGUACUCCUUCUGCAACCCCAAGCGCUUCAAGCGGAACUGCUUCACUGAGCCCGCCGCGGUGCCCUUCUUCGAGAUGCGGAAAUUCAUCGCGGAGCGCCGGCCUCGCUUGGUGGUGCUGGAGAACGUGCGGGGCCUGUUGGCGCCCAACCCGGAGACAGACCAUCCCCCCAUCGACUUCAUCCUGCGGGGCAAGAACCCGGAGAACCCGGAGGAUUGCUACCAGGGCACCGCCCCGAACGCGGACUGGGGCCUCAGCCUCAUUGAGGGCUACGGCCUGCGAUGGGACGUGUUGUACUCCUACGACUGGGGCCUGCCGCAGAGCCGGCCCCGCGUUUACAUCGUCAUGGUCCGGGACGACGCCGGUGGGCAGGCAGCGGCCGAGCGAAUCUUCGAGGUGCUCACGGCCAGUUCCGGCCGCCUGCCGCGGGGAUCCUGCAAUGACUUCAUGUUCCCAGAUGGGCACCCGCAUCUUGAGUCGGUGCUGCAGCAGUGGUCCGAGAAGCCCGCGCAGAAGGCCACAGGCCGGCGCGCCUGCACCAAGUUUACGGAGGCGCUCUUCAGGACGAAGCGCCAGGAGCUGGGCCUCGACGCCCAGGAUCGGGCCUACUCCUCCCAGCGCGAGAGCGGCUGGUUCCCGCACGGCACGGAGAAGAUGGUGCAGCAGCUGGACAUCAUCCACGCGAUCGGCGAGCGGCAGGGGCUGGACUUCAAUUUCCUGCUCGCCGACCUCAGUCACGCCAUGGCUGAUGUGCAGCAACUGGUGCGGGGCUUGGAGGAGCGGGUGCCUGAACCCAGGGAGGCCAACGCCUGGCUGAAGGGCCUGGCGCGGCGCAACCGCCCCGGCGCCGCCGCCGACGCGGAGCAGCUGCUCUUGGCGCUGGGAAGGCACCACUGCGACGUCAACGCCUUUCACUUCAGCACCGUGAUCAAUGCCUGCGGCCGCGCAGGCGACUGGCCCCGCGCGGUGGCGCUCAUCCUGCAGAUGAGGGAGUCACAGGUGGAACAAGACACGGUAUGCUACAACAGCGCCAUCAACGCCUGCGCCCGCUGUGACUGCUGGACGUGGGCAUUACGGCUGCUGGACAUGAUCUCGCAGAAUCAGCUGACCCCCGACCUCCUGAGCUUCAACUCGGGCAUCGCGGCCUGCGGGGCGAACUGGCGGUGCGGCCUUGAGAUCCUUUCGGCCUUUGAGGAUGCCCGGGCCCAGCCAGACGUCAUCUCCUGCAACGCGGCCAUGCGCUCCUGUGUGCGGGGCGGCGCCUGGCAGCAGGCCUUGGGCCUCAUGGAGGCGAUGGAGAAGCUGCGGGUGACCCCCGAUGCCAUCACCUGCAGCGUGGCCCUGUCGGGGCUGGCGCAGGCGGACCUGGCCCUGGAGCUGCUGGCCCAGGCGGCGGCGGCGGGGGUGCAGCUGGACUGCCAGGUCUACACCGGCGCCAUGGCCGUGUGCAGUCGGGCCUCGCGGUGGGAGGAGGCCCUGGGCCUCUUUGCCCAGACCGGAAGCGGAGGCCGCCGCAUGAGUCGGGAUGCGGCAGCGUACAAUGCCGCCAUUACGGCGGCGGGGGCGGGGCGAAAGUGGGAGGCCGCCCUCGAUUUGCUGGCGGCCAGUGGCUCGGGCGAUCCCAUCGCCGGCUCUGCGGCGCUCAAGGCGUGCUGCGACGCCUCCCAGUGGCAGGUAGCCGUGGCCUUGCUCGCCCAGCACAUGGAGGACCCUCGGCUCCUGCGUGCCGCCUCCUUCAACACGGUGCUCGCUGCCUGCAGCUGGGAGGCCGCUUUGGCUUUGCUGCAGGAGAUGGAUGCCAGGCGGGUGGAGAAGGACAGCCUCACCUUCUCGACCGCCAGCAUGGUUUGCGAGCAGAGCGGGCGCUGGAGCGAGGCCUUCCAGCUGCUGUCGGCGCGCCUGGGCUCUGAGGGGCGCCUGCGCAGGCGGCCCUUUGCGCCGCGCACGUUGCUGGCACAGCUGGCGCCCGGCGCGGGACGGCGCUCGGAGCUGCGGCGGCUGCUGCGGAGCUGCGCGCGGGAGGCCACGAGCGUGGUGCGGGUCAAUGGGGUGAAGGCGAGCCGCGCGGUGGUGGAGGAGCUGCGGAAGAAGGGGCGCCUGAGUCCGGUGCCGUGGUCUGGCUCCGGAUUCUUCGUGCGUGAUUGUGAGGGGGACAAGGACCUCAGCUGGCUGCAGCUCACCGGGGAGUUGUACUUCCAGGAGGCCACCUCCCAGCUCCCCGCCGAGCUCUUGAAGCGAAUGGCCGAGGGAAGUGAAGGAGGCGCCAGGUCGGAUCCGGGGAAGGCGACCGCCCUAAGCGUCCUGGACCUGUGCGCGGCCCCGGGCAGCAAGAGCACACAGCUGGGCAGUUGGCUCAUGGAGCGGGGCCCAAAGAACCUCCUGGUGGCCAACGAGCCCAAGGAGCCGCGGGCGCGGAAGCUGCAGGCGGCCUUGCUGCGGCUGGGGGUGGUGAACUGCUUGGCCACCGGCGCGGAUGGCCGGGCCUUGGGGGACCUGGCGCCGGAGGCCUUUGACGCGGUGCUGGCGGAUGUGCCCUGCUCCUGCGAGGGGAACGUGCGCAAGGACGCCACCUCCAUGCUCCGCGGAGGGGCGGCAGAUGAGGGGCCGUUGAUGCGCCAGGAGCUGCUGGAGUGCCAGCGGCAGCUGCUGCUCAGCGCCUGGCGCGCCUUGAAACCGGGCGGCUGCUUGGUGUAUUCCACCUGCACCUUCAGCCGCUGGGAGAACGCGGACCAGGUGCAGCUGUUCCUGGCGGCGGUGGACGAUGCCGAGCCCGUGGACGUGGGGGAGGUGCUGGGCUUGGGUCCAGCAGGGCUCUCGGGCUUUCAGAUCCUUCCGCACACCUUCAACGUGGAGGGCUUCUUUGUCAGCUGCUUCCGCAAGAGAAAGCGGGAAGACUCUGAGGGGAAGCAAGAUGUGCAGGAAGGUGGGAUGGCGCUUGCAGCGCGCCGGGGUUUGCGGGUGCUGGGCCCUUCGGAGGCCCAAGAGGUGCAGAGCCUGGCGGAGGAGGUGCUGGGCUUCUGGCCAGGCGAAGGAGGAGACGGUGAGGAGGUUCUAGCGGAGAGCAGCGAGGGGGAGGUGUGGCUUUUGCCCCCGGUCGGCCCCCUGGCCGUUUUGGCGGACGUGGCCCUGGUGCCGGGGCUGCUGGUGGCGCGGCGUGCCGGCGCGGACGGACCCUGGGAGCUCACGGCAGAUCUCGCGCUGCUAGCAGGGACCCGCGGCAAGGUGCGGAGGAGCCGCCAGGAGUGGACGCAGAUGCUGGCGGCCAAGGAGGCCGGGGGCCAGUGGUCGCCCUCCCGCUCCCAGCGCCGGACCCGGAACCUGGCCAUCGCCGAGGUGUCGCGUGGGGCCUGGCGCGAUGAUGGCAACAUCCCGACCCUCACCACGGGGUGCCACUUCUAUAGCUUCAGCCGGCACCGGCUGCUGCUGGGGGAGGAGUGCCUGCGCCUCAACGGCUUCCCCAUCGAGCAGUUGAACCUGGAUGCCCACACGGAGAACGAGCGGGUCUUCUUGGCGGGCAACGCCAUGUCAGUGCCGGUGGUGGGGGCAGUGCUGUUCGCCGCCCUCGUGUCCCUGGACUGGGGCGAGGGCCGCACGGUGAAGGCGAGGCAGGAGCUGCCGGAGCCUGUGGUCGGCCCGCGGGUGGAUUUGAGGAAGCUCGCGGCGGACAAACCGGCGGUGGUCAUGGCGAAGCUGAGCCCUGUGCUGGCGGACGACGACCAGGAGGUGACGGAGGUACCAGCAGACGAGGCCUCGAAGGACGGCGGGCUGGCACGGCGCGCGGCGGUGCUGCUGGCACUGACGCGGGAGCUCAGUGUAGAGCCGAAGCGGGAGAAGGAGAAGAGCGAGAAGGAGUCGAAGGAGGUGGAAUCCAAGGGUCUGGUGGCGGUGAUGCAGGCCGCUUCGGCCCCCGACGUGGAGGAGGAAAGCGGGGCGGGGGACGGCACGGGCUGGGGCCUGCGCCACGCGCGGCUCCUGGCGCGGCUGCGGAAGGAGGAGCCUCUGCCGAGCUCGCAGCUGCAGAAGUGGCUGCGGGAGGCGGUGAGUUUGCUGCUGACCAUGGACCGCGUGGAGCGGAACGAGUCCGCCAACGAGCUCCAGCAGUUCGUGAUCAACGCCCUGCAGGUCUUUCGGGACGUGGACAGCUCCGAGCUGCUUGGGUUGGGGCUGGAGGACACCGUGGCCCAGAUCUGCACACAGCUGCGCAUUGCGGAGGGCAAGGCCAUCUUCGGGCGGCUCACAGUGCAGAAGCUGCAGGCGGAGGUGGAGCAGGGGCUUCCGCCGGAGCGCGUCCAAGCGUGGGUGUCGCAGGCUGCGCAGCUGACCGGCCCAGAGCUCUCUUCAGCACGGGCCCAGUUGCUGGUGCAGCUCGCGCGGAGCCGCCGGAUCCUGGCGAGGGCGCUGGCCCCUCUGCUGCGUGCAUGGCAGCGCGAGUCUGCCGAAGACCAGGAGCUGCAGCACGUGCAAAGGGGAGUGGAAGUCCUGCGGAAGGCCUGGAGCACCGGAGAACCGCCGGAGGCAUGGGUCAGCCUCAAGGAGGUGUACAGCUUGAGCAACUGCUGCACCGACAUCGCCAAGCGCUGCGAGAGCCGGAAGCGGCCCAAGUCGUCGCAGGUCUUCCGGGAGACGGCGCAAAAGCUGCAGGAGGUGUUUCCCUGCCGUGUGGUGCUGGUGCUGCGGCAGCAGCUGGACUUCGCGCAGAUGAUGAGAGAAGCGCGGACCCUGCCGCAGGAUUGGGUGUCUGUGCAAGUGGCCUGGCAGAUGUGCGAGCACCUGGCCAACAUCAUGCAGGUCGACGAGAGUCAGCUGGAGACCUGGCAGCUGGCCCAGGAGAAGCUGCCGUCCCUGCACGGCCUGGGCUACGAGCUGGCGCGUCUCCGGCACCUGGGCCGGGAGGAGGCCCCGGCCGCGGAUGAGUUCCUGCGCAGAUUGGCACCUGCCAUCGCCGUGCAGGUGCACGCCAUCGAGCGUCAAUGCGGUGGAGGAGAGGGCGCCGCACAGUGCCGUGCCUCCAUGGGGCACUUUUGCGACUGGGCCGUGCGAAGGCUGCCGGAGCUGUACCAGGUGGCGUUGCUGGCGUGGUGCGGCGAGCGCGUGGCCCACUUCUCCGGGCACCUGGAGGAGCGCCUCUCUGAGUGGAGCCAGCACCUGAACGGAGUCCUGAAGGGCGUGCAGAAGGUGCUGCAAAUGGAGUUCGAAAACCAAGAGGAUCUGGCCCUGCCACCUGAAAAGCAGAAUGCCAUGAAGGGCCACCACACUGAGGCGGUCAAGGCGCAAGUGCGGCUGCAACACCAUGUGGCCAGGCUCACACUGGUGGAGAGCCGGGCCGGCCGAGCGUCAGCUCUGCAGCACGCCAUGGUGCGGCAGUGGCUCGUGGAGCUGCUGGAUUUCUCGGCGGAGGGUCUGGAGAACCAGGUGCUGGCCAGCCACGCCACCUACAAGGCCCUGGAUCAAGUUCUGCAAGUGCCGGACCUGAAGCCCAUCGUGGAAGCUCUCAAGGAGGCUCCAGUGGUGAUUCAGGGCUGGCGCGUGAGCCAGUCCCGAGCAGGCUUGACCUUCUACCAGACCAGCGAUGCUUCUUGGACGCAGCUGCGCGGGCUGACCCGCUGGACCUUGCCAGUGGCUGUGGUGGACGUGCGGACGGAGAACGUGGUGUGGACGAAUGUACUGAUCAGAGUCGCACUUCAGCCUAAAUGA